AUGAGAUCCCCUCUAAUCCCUGAAAUGGCGACACAGGAGGUACAGCUGAAUGAGACUCUGGCCCACCUCAAAACGGAGUCGGAGACGCUGAAGUCGAAGCUGGAGGAGGAAAGAGCGAAGCUGCACGAUGUCGAGCUACAUCAGGUGGCAGAGAAGGUGGAGGGACUGGGUCAGUUUGUCAUGAAGACCCGAAGAACUCUGAAGGGACAUGGCAACAAAGUUCUGUGCAUGGACUGGUGUAAGGACAAGAGGAGGAUCGUCAGCUCCUCACAGGAUGGCAAAGUGAUUGUAUGGGAUGCUUUCACCACCAACAAGGAGCAUGCUGUGACAAUGCCUUGCACCUGGGUGAUGGCCUGUGCCUAUGCCCCCUCUGGGUGCGCUGUAGCUUGUGGAGGCCUGGACAACAAAUGCUCUGUGUAUCCUCUGUCCCUGGACAAGAAUGAGAAUUUGGCCGCGAAGAAGAAGUCAGUGGCCAUGCACACAAACUACCUGUCUGCCUGUAGCUUCACCAACUCGGAUAUGCAGAUUCUGACGUCCAGCGGAGAUGGUACAUGUGCAUUAUGGGAUGUUGAGAGUGGGCAGCUGUUGCAGAGUUUCCAUGGACAUGCAGCAGAUGUGCUCUGUCUGGACCUGGCCCCCUCUGAGACCGGAAACACAUUUGUUUCAGGGGGUUGUGAUAAGAAGGCCAAUGUGUGGGACAUGCGUUCAGGACAGUGUAUUCAAUCCUUUGAAACUCAUGAAUCAGACAUAAACAGUGUGCGAUACUAUCCCAGUGGAGAUGCAUUUGCAUCUGGCUCGGAUGAUGCUACAUGCCGCCUGUAUGACUUAAGGGCAGACAGAGAAGUGGCUAUUUAUUCCAAAGAGAGCAUCAUAUUUGGGGUCUCUAGCGUUGAUUUCUCUCUCAGUGGCCGGCUACUGUUUGGCGGCUACAACGACUACACCAUAAAUGUUUGGGAUGUUCUCAAAGGAACACGGGUGUCUAUUCUGUUUGGACACGAGAACCGUGUCAGUACACUGCGUGUUUCCCCAGAUGGGACUGCCUUCUGCACAGGUUCCUGGGACCACACUCUCCGGAUCUGGGCUUAAGGAUGAAGACACAGAGAAUUAAAUGGUAGACAGACCUAUUGAAGACGCACCGAUG
Messenger RNA from Toxotes jaculatrix (banded archerfish), 1141 nucleotides. RefSeq names its product guanine nucleotide binding protein (G protein), beta 5a (gene gnb5a). The transcript has 11 exons. Bases 1 to 1086 code for a protein of 361 amino acids. NCBI's taxonomy places the organism in Eukaryota, Metazoa, Chordata, Actinopteri, Toxotidae. Gene Ontology annotation, cellular component: heterotrimeric G-protein complex; cytoplasm. Gene Ontology annotation, biological process: G protein-coupled dopamine receptor signaling pathway; G protein-coupled receptor signaling pathway. Gene Ontology annotation, molecular function: protein binding; signaling receptor complex adaptor activity. The record is from RefSeq and is a predicted model, not a curated record.